GUGUAACAGGAGUUCUGCGGUGUGAAACGUCUCUUGAUGCCGUCCUCGCAGUAUGGCCGCGUCACGCGAGUCGUCAGCCGAACAAAAGGUCCCUCGACUCGGCAGAACGAGGUCGAUACUGGCUCAAUUGUCAUGCAGUUGGCACCUCAUCAAAACGUAGAUUAUUCAUGUUUCUGUAUGUGCAUACACCGUAACAUCCCGCCCACAUAGAUCUACACACGAGUCAGUCUACACAGGAGCCAUGGACUCGCUCUCACCGGAAUGUACACCACUCAAGCAUCGAUAUGACUCGUGCUUCAAUGCCUGGUUCGAGGGUUACCUGCAGCCCGUGGUCUUGACGAGCGGACCCUCGACGGUGGUCUCUUCGCAGGAGACGAGCUCGGCCGUGGCACAAAAGGCGGAUCAGGGCUCGCCGGGGGCAGAGAUUGAUGCGGAUCAGAAAGUGUUUGAAGGACUGGCCGACGAAGAUGCAGGAGUAUCGAUAUCGACUAGCGAGACCAAAAGUCCAACUGGCAAGGAGCUACCGAUCCCCUCAACCUUUCGCGGUGGGAAUCUUCGGGAAGACGAUGUUCGAGCGCACCCGGACCUGUACCCCUUCUUGUCUCGCCGCCCGGCUCAUUCCACCGCACCUCUCCCAGAACUCUUGCACGAAUACGCAUAUUUCGCGCUAGGAGAGCUCGAAGACGAAAUUCUGGUGGACGAAGACGAGGAGGACGUCGAACAGCUGGCGGAGAGCGAGAGGCAGGCGAUCGAGCAAGAGUUUGGACCGGAGGAAGCGUUGUUUGAUGACGACCUUCCGGGCGACGAGAAUGAUGACGCUCAGAGGCAUCAGUUGGGACAGAACGAUGGCGUGCAACAGGUCGAGAUGGCCGGAGGGAUGACGGAGGAGGAGAUGAGGAAGGAGAGGUCAAGGAUGAUGGCCGAGGAGUACGAACGAAAUUGCGGCGGAUUGUGGACAGACUAUCGAGCGUGCUUGCAGCGAGCGAUCGACGGCAAUCAACCCUUGUCUGCGCUCCUUGAACAAUCAACAUCAGAGAACCCGCUAGACGAGGCCGUCCCCCUCGAAGGUGGAGGGUACGGCGCUCCGGGAUCGGAACCGUGAUCAAGGCUCUUUACUGGAUCUGGCUUCCCUAUUGUGCGACUGCUUCGCCAUACUCUUUCCCACUACCACCCGACAAUUCACGUUCUUGCUUUACGACCAAUUUAUACCGAG
Messenger RNA from Filobasidium floriforme, 1213 nucleotides. RefSeq lists its product as uncharacterized. The coding region runs from base 242 to 1102 and encodes 286 amino acids. The record is from RefSeq and is a predicted model, not a curated record. The transcript has 3 exons. Lineage: Eukaryota; Fungi; Basidiomycota; Tremellomycetes; Filobasidiales; Filobasidiaceae.